ACAGUUAUACUACAGUAUUGCUGCAUUACUACACAAAUAUACUACAGUGUUACUGCAAUACUACAGUACAGUAUUGUAGUAUUACAGUACAGUAUUGCAGUAUUACACUACUGUAUUACAGUACAGUAUUUGAGUAUUACAGUACUGUAUUACAGUACAGUGUUGCAGUAUUACUGCAUUACUACACAGAUAUACUACAGUAUUACUACAAUACUACACAGUUAUAUUACAGUGUUACUGCAAUACUACACAGUUGUACUACAGUAUUACUGCAAUACUACAGUACUUUAUUGCAGUAUUACAGUACUGUAUUACAGUACAGUGUUGCAGUAUUACAGUUUACGCUACAGUUUACAGUACAGUAUUAUAGUAUUACAGUGCAGUAUUACAGUAUUACAGUGCAGUAUUGCAGUAUUACAGUGCAGUAUUAUAGUAUUACAGUACAGUAUUGCAGUAUUACAGUACAGUAUUGCAGUAUUACAGUACAGUAUUAUAGUUUUACAGUACAGUAUUGCAGUUUUACAAUACAGUAUUGCAGUAUUACAGUAUAGUAUACAGUACAGUGUUGCAGUAUUACAGUACAGUGUUGCAGUAUUACAGUACAGUAUUAUAGUGUUUCAGUACAGAAUUAUAGUAUUACAAUACAGUGUUGCAGUAUUACAGUUCAGUAUUAUAGUAUUACAGUACAGUAUUGCAAUAUUACAGUACAGUAUUAUAAUAUUACAGUAUAGUAUUAUUGUAUUUCAGUACAGUAUUAUUGUAUUUCAGUACAGUGUUGCAGUAUUACAGUACAGUAUUAUUGUAUUUCAGUACAGUAUUAUAGUAUUACAGUACAGUGUUGCUGUAUUACAGUACAGUAUUAUAGUAUUACAGUACACUAUUGCAGUAUUGAAGACAAAAGUAAUUUUCCCACUGUUCAGACUCCACCCACUUUCCCAUCACAAUGUAAAUAAUGUAUAUUAGUGAUGUCAUCAGUGAUGAUAGUAAAUGUGGUGUUUACAUGUCUGUGCCACCUCCUGGUGUGGC
Molecule: messenger RNA, 1026 nt
Organism: Solea solea (common sole)
Lineage: Eukaryota; Metazoa; Chordata; Actinopteri; Pleuronectiformes; Soleidae
Product: dynein heavy chain
Source: RefSeq, a predicted model, not a curated record